Molecule: messenger RNA, 1025 nt
Organism: Marasmius oreades (fairy-ring Marasmius)
Lineage: Eukaryota; Fungi; Basidiomycota; Agaricomycetes; Agaricales; Marasmiaceae
Exons: 5
Coding region: 41-826 (261 amino acids)
Biological process (GO): mitochondrial respiratory chain complex I assembly; mitochondrial electron transport, NADH to ubiquinone
Cellular component (GO): mitochondrion
Source: RefSeq, a predicted model, not a curated record
GAGUGAUGUCAGUCUUCAUCUUUCUCGUCUGGCGCUCAGCAUGCAGUCGUUACGGACUCAAUACUGGGCCAGGAGUCGGAAGCAUCUUUUCGAUGGGCUCAAGAAUAUACUCAAAAUGAGCGGUGCUGACGAGCCCUCUCGUGCACCUUACACCCUUUUCUCCUACAACACUGCCGACGACAUCCAAAUGGUAGCGACAGGAUGCGACGCUGACAUUGGUGGAAACUCUACCGUGCAUUUUGACUUGGAUACCUCACCCAUCCACAAUGAAACAAUUGGGAAACCUGCAACUGGACGGUUCUGGGGGAACAUGCGUUUGGAUGUGCAGCCAAAAUAUCAAGGGCGGAUCAGGGGAGGUUAUGCUGCGUUUAGAAACAAAAAACGAAUGAGUUUAUUCGGAGAGAUGUUGGAGAAUAUCGAGUUUCAUGAAUACCUUGCGCUCCGUGUCCGCCUCGGAGGGGAUCCGAGCACUCACAACGCUUAUUUCGUCAACCUGCAAACAAACGGACCCAUUUCUACCGACCUUUGGCAACAUCGGCUUUACUGUAAACGCAAAGAUAACCGUUGGGAAGAUGUCUUCAUUCCAUUCAAGAAUUUCGUGAGGACCAAUAAUGGAGAACUUUCUGAAAUACAGCUCGAAAUGAGCGACAAGUUGCGGAGCGUCGGUAUAUCAAUUCUAGGUGGUAAUAGUGGGUCGACAGGAGACUAUGAACUGGGGAUUGACUCGAUUCGCAUUGUUAACGAGAAGGAUCUGGUAUCAGACUUGGAAGUCGACGCGAACAGUCCUAAUAGUUCAAAAGAAAAAGAUAACUGGAAAGAUCUCUGAGAAUCGCCUAUUUUCUCCCUUCAAUCUUUGUACUCUAUAAUAUCUUAAUCUUCUGUCAAUCCCAUUGACGAGGUGCGGUGCAAAACAAACUGCAUCAAGACGAGAAGACGAUACGAGGAUUUACAUCCCUUCUUUAUUCCGUACGUUGGAAGAGUACGUUGGAAGAGUCCGUUUCCUGCCUUGGUUAGCUCAAUAGGUG